Messenger RNA from Thecamonas trahens ATCC 50062, 6085 nucleotides. RefSeq lists its product as uncharacterized. The record is from RefSeq and is a predicted model, not a curated record. Lineage: Eukaryota; Apusomonadida; Apusomonadidae. Bases 1 to 6057 code for a protein of 2018 amino acids. Gene Ontology annotation, molecular function: actin binding. Gene Ontology annotation, biological process: cellular component organization. The transcript has a single exon.
AUGGAGCACGUACCACACUCGCUCCGCAAGGCCCAUCCACCGCGGGCGGGUGCGCAGUGGAGCGGAACUGCGGUGCGGGUCGCGCUGGGGACGCUCGCGCGGCUCUCGGGUGCGCCUCAGGCCGUAGUCGACGUCCUGGCGGCGGCGCCGGCCGCCGCCGAAGCUGCGCUCCGCAAGGCGCUGGCCUGUCCGGCGCUGGCCCAGCCGCUGCUAGCAAACUUGAGCGAGCCUCUCGGCGCUGCCACCGAGGUGGCGCGCUAUCUGCGUUCGCUGCACCCGGCCGGCGCGGCGCCGCUCGACCUCCUUCCGCAUGUACCAAAGUCGCAGCAGGCGGCGUUCCGCGGUGGGCCGAUCCCGCUCGGCGCUCGGGUCAUGGUCAACUCGCGUCUAGUCGGCUCGCUGCGAUACCUCGGCCCGGUCGCCUUUGCCUCGGGCGUGUGGGCCGGCAUCGAGCUCGACAAGCGGGCGGGCAAGCACGACGGGACUGUGGAGGGCGUUCGCUACUUUGCGGCCAAGGCCAAGCACGGCAUCCUCGUCGACCCGGCUCGGGUCCUAGUGGAAUCGCUCGGUUCGUUUGUUCUUCCCUCGGAUCCCGAUGCUCUUUCAGCCUCGCGCUCGCUCUCCUCGGCCGCCCGUCUCGAGCUCAACGCGGCGCUGACCUCGAUCAAGACCGGCCUCACCGAACAAGUUCAGGCGCUGGGCCAGGACUUGCGGGCCUGCGUCUCACUCGCGGAUCCGCUGCCGGUGGAGCUUGCCCGCGACCAGCUCGUAUUUCAUAUGGCCGUCAUAGCAGGCCGCGCCCGCGAGUCGGGCAUCUCCGCCGCCGACGCUGCGUACGAAAACAGGCUCGUCGGUUUGGAGCCACCCGAGCCGGGUGUGUCUUCUCCUUCUGUAGAGGCGCACCUCCGCAGUGCUGGUACAAGAGCUGGAUCCGAGUAUGAGACAGAACUUGCCAAGCUCCCGCGUCACGAGGCCACCGUCCUUGCUCUCCGCCACGCCUCGCUCCGGGCCAAGCUCGAUCUUGAUCUCGCAGUCCACGAGGCGUCCGCCAACGACUCGCUCUCGGUAAGCAUCCAUGCCCUCGAUCGGCAGCUUGCCGAGGGUGUUGCCCGCGAAGCUCAAGCGCUCACGACGGCACUUUCGGACGUCGAGCCCGGCUCGGACGAGGCCACCAUCAUCCGGGCGGCUGCCGAAACUCGAAUCAAGACACUCGAGUACGAGGCUGCCGUCGAGCGUGACAAGCUUGAGGCCAAGCACAAGGCGCGGCUCGAGGCCCGCAGUGGAUCAGCGCGCGCUGCACUCCAACACACCAUUGAGCAUGACGUCCAGCUCGCGGUUCUCCGUCACAAGCAGUACGCGCUGGAAAAGGCGGCGCUAGGUGCGCGGCAGCAGCACCGCGAGCUCGCGCUCGCGACCUCGCUCGACGCUUCGUCGCACGAGCUCAACCGCUCGGGUGUCCAGCUCAGCGAUGCCAUUGCCUCGGCCAAGCUGCAAGUUGCUAUGGAGACGGUUCGAGACGAGGCCAAGCUUGAAGAGGCCCAUCACCGUCUCGCCCUUAACGACCAGCACCUGGCUGAGAACAUGGCGCUGGCGCUGCACAUGGAGACGCUCCGCCACCAGCACGAUGCCCGUGUUGCUGCACUCACUGCCUCACUCAUGCUCUCAUGCGAGCGCGAGCGCGCGCUUGCUUCCGACCCGCGUGCCGCUGCUGCUGUCUCGUCCAAGUAUGUUGCCGCGGCUGAGCGGGCUCGAGCCGACGCCGAUGCUGACCUUGCUGCACUUCUUGCUGGUCGCAAGCAAGCUCUUGCCUCGCGUCAGGCCGCACAGUCGCUCCAGCUGCAAGUUCUUGACGCACGGCACGCGCUUGAGCUUGAUCAGCUCGACCACGCGCUCCACGCUCGCCUGGAACUUCUCCAGGAGAUUGAUACAGCCAGCGGCGGUGCCGACGCCGCCGCCAAGCUGGCUGCAUUUGAAUCCGAAUGCGUUAGUGAGCGGAUGCAUACCGCUGCACGCCACCUCGCCGAGCGUCGCGCCCACGUCGCCACCGCCGCACAAGCUGAGCUUCACGAGGCUGGCUCGGAGCAGGAAGCUGCGGCGUCAGCGCUGGCCAAGCUCCAUACGGCUGCAGCCGCAUCCGAGUCGGCUGCCGCUGCUGCAGAGAGUCAACAGAGUGCGGCCCGGGCCGAGCUUGUGACGACAGCCAUUGCCGCUGCUGCCGCCACGCCACCGCACCCGCUCGACCAUGAGCUUGAGGUCUUUGGCGCUCGCUACGAUGCCGCAUCACAGACUGCGCUCUCGCAGACCUUGUCGUCGACCGUCGCCGUCCUGCUCGAGCUUGACACUGCGGAACAGACCGCAUCCAGCUCGACCGGCGACCUGAUUGACGCAGGCGCGGCCGCGUUUGAGUCGGGCUCGCGCGCCGCCGCCCAGCGUCGUCACGCCGCCGCCCGCGACAUUGCCAAGACCAAGGCCAAAGUGGCCAUGGCCAAGGCCCGCCGGGAGCUGGCCGAUGAGCCCAUGGCGCUUUCCGCCAAGCUCAAGACGCUCCGCGCAAACUUGACCGCUGAGCUGGUGAGCCUCGAAGAGUUGGCCCACACCCCACGGGCGUCCAACUCGACUGUUUUCACACCACGUUCGGUGCGUGCAAGUGUCGUCGCUCAGCGGCAGACUGUAGAGGCUGCCGAGCGCAGCGCUGUCAUCGCAGUCGCCCGCGCCGAUGCGGUGCGCACACUCGAGUCGAAGCUCACCGAGUGUGAUGCCCGCUUCCACGCCGGCGAGCUUACAGCUGACCAAUGCAAUGCGCUCAAGAACGCAGCGCGCGAGCGCAAUCGCGCGCUGCUCACCACUCUAGAAGACGACGUCGCCAUUGAGCUUCACCACCGCCACACCAUGCAGCGGUCGCACCUCGCAGCUCGCGCCGCCCACGAUGUGUUGCGUACCAAGCUUCAAACGUACAAGAACGAACUUGCCGUGCUUAGCAAGCUCCAAGCCCGGGGCGUGGCCACGCCUUCGCCGUCAGGUGGCCCUCCUGCUGCAGCCACACCCAUUCCUCGACUUGAUCUCACGUCGCCGCUGGUGGCGCUGCCGCAGGGCUCGCUCCCGCAUGCCUCGUUCUCGUUCUCCGGAUCAGUAACGCCGCUCAGCACACCGGCGGCCACACCCGGCGAGUCGCCGCGGGUCGCAUCUCCGUCGUCGGAGCCCGAGCCUGGCUCGUCGAGCGGAUCGGACGUCGAGCUCUACAAGGCACCGCAGUACUUUGCAACCAUGCUCAAGCUGGGCGAUGAAUCGCUCUCUCAUGAGGCACUACGCCGGGCGCUCCGCGCCGGCGGAGCAUCCUUUGCCGCAGAGCUGGACGAUGGUGGCGGGCUUGACGCCAUUGUGGAGAACCUAGUCAUGGCGUCGCGAGCGCCCAAGCUCACCCCACCGGAGCAAGCCAGCGUCGCAAACGUUGCACACUCGCUUGCCGAGCUGUUGGCUGUAUCGCCACAGCAUUUCGACGUUGUCGAGCGCCAUGGCUCCGCGCGGGGCGCGAUUGUCAGCCUCUUGCGCUGGCCGUUGCCAGCACUCCGUGAGCCGCUGUUGCAAGUUCUGCUCGCGUGGGUGGGGCGCGAGCCGUCCGCAAACGCGCACGCACACUUGCGUGCGUUUGAGCAGGUGGCACAGGACUGGCGCUACCCGUACCGAUUCAAGCAUGUGCUGGGCCUCGUGGGAAGUGCCAAUAGCGACUUUGAGCUGGCGCGACUGGCGCUUCAGCUGCUCAACGCGGUGCUUGACGGACUGGGUGAUGCCGACGCUCGCGCCGCGCUCCGAGAAGAGUGGAUGGCCCACGGCCUCGGCGCGGCCUUGAAUGCGUUUGAGGACGAUACCGAGGCCUACGGCGACGCUGCCGACGCACUGGUGGCGUUUCGCGAGCAGGCCGCUGCCGACGGCGCCGCGCUGGUCAUGCAUGGCGUCGACAUGAGGUCGCCGAGUGCCAUGGCCCAGUUUCUUGCCGAGCAUCUACGGGUCGGAUCGCAGCGAGCAUACCAUGCCUUUGUUGCGAUUAUGCAGUUGUUGGUUAGCCUGCCGACGCUGGGAAGCCUUGCAGAAGCCAGCUGGCCGCUGCUGGCCGAGCGUCUUGCGCGCAUGGUCGACGUGCCUACUGCAGACGAGCUUGCAACAUGCGCACAACCGCUGCGGGACGAAGGCCAUCCGGCGCUGACAGCAGCAAUGGGCUACCUGGCGGAGAUCAACGAGUUGCCUGGCACCACCGUACCACGGACGCUGCGAAUGCAGGCGUCCACCCAUACCCGCGCGUAUGUCGAUGGCCUGGUCAACCGCGUUUGCACGCUUGAGGACGAGCUUGCUGCCAGCUUGAAGCGGGCGUCUGACCUCGAGUCGACACGCCCCGAGGUGGCCCACGCCUUGGAUGUGCAUGCGGCGAACGUUGCCGCAAUCCGACAGCAGGCCCGCGACGCACAGCGGGCAGCCGUGUCAAUGUAUGAGGCCCGCCUCAAGGCCGAGGCGCGGCGGGCGGCCAAGGCUGUGGAGCACUACUCGCUCGAGAUCACCCGGCUAUCCCGCAAGGUAGCAGCCACGCUCAAAAAGGCGGCUAUGCUUGACAUUGAUGCCGACUCGCGGCUCAAAGCUGCGCGGGUGAGGUUCCGCCUCGGCGUGCGAAGGAUCAUUGUCAAGCGUCGGAUGGCGGCGUCAUUUGCGGUAACCCACGUUGAUGGGAGGCGCGCCGGCGGAGCUGGCGUGUUGACAGGUGGUCCACCACCGCCACCGCCGCCGCCCGGACGAGGCCCACCGCCGCCUCCACCGCCGCCUGGAGGAGGAAGAGGACCACCGCCGCCACCACCGCCUGGUGGUCCGCGCCCUCCGCCCCCACCCGGCGCUGGUCUCGGGCGCGGUGCCGCCUUGCGGAAGCCGCGGUUGCCGAUGAAGAAACUGCACUGGACCAAGCUCAAACCGGCACAAGUCCGCGGCACAGUGUUUGAGAGCAUGCAUCCGGAAAAGUGGACGCUCGACUACGAGCAGCUCGAGUCACUGUUCACCUCGAGCCGACCAAAGCUCCAAGCAGCGUCGGCGGCGCCGUCCAAGCCCAAAAAGGUGCUCCUGCUCGAUGGCAAAAAGUCGAACGCCAUCGGCAUUCUCAUGGCCCAGAUCAAGGUGCCACCCGAGGCGCUGCGCGAGGCCAUUCUCGACCUCGACACCCGUGUUUUGAACGAGGACGCGGUGUGCGGGCUGCUCAAGCAGCUGCCGACGCCAGACGAGAUCGAGACGCUGGCUAGCUACGACGGCGAUCUUGGUGUUCUGGGCAAGUCGGAGCGGGUGGUCAUGGCCAUCAUGGACGUGCCCCGGCUGCGGCCACGGCUAGAGUCGAUCCGAACUAAGCUCCAGUUUGAGGAGCGGUCGACGGACAUCACGACUGGGCUGACGAUGGUCUCGGCCGCGCUCACCGACAUUCUCGAGUCUCAGGCCCUAAGUAAGGUCCUGGAGCUUGUCCUCGCUGUUGGCAACUUUAUGAACGGGUACCCAUCGCUUGGCUUCCGGCUCUCGUUUCUUAACAAGCUACGCGACACCAAGUCGCAGGACAACCGAACGACGCUGCUGCAUGUUCUCGUCGAUUUUCUCGCUACUAAGCACCCAAACGUGCUUUGCUUCGUCGAGGAUCUUAGCCACGUCGAGCAAGGUGCGCGCUACUCGCUCGAGCUGCUGGAGGCUCAGGUGACCGAACUCACUGUUGCGCUCAAAGUUAUUGGUCGGGAGCUGGAGCUUGUAGCCCCAACCGACCGCUUUGUCGAGGUCAUGGGGGUCUUUGCCGAGGGCGCCAACGCCGCGCUGGCUGACAUGCACAACUCAAUCGCCGCCAUCAAGACGACGUACGCCAAGACCGCCAAAGCGUACGGCGAGAGCCCUGCCAAGGUCAAGGCUCAGGAGUUCUGCGGUAAGUUCCUCGACUUUGUCUUGGCCGUGCAAAAGGCGCAGCGAGACAAUCAGCGCCAGCGCGAGCGUGAGGCCAAGAAGCGCCGCCGCGAGGCGGCAAGAGCCGCGCGUCACGGCCACCCCAAUUAGUUGCCCAGCCCCUAAAAGGUGUCCCCCU